AAAAAAAAAAAGCUUGGAAACCCGUGAAGCUUCAACUAGUCUAGAAUGGAGGUGUGGUACACCCAGACCAAGACCCAGAACUCAACACAACAAACAGCGCAGUGGUGAGGUGCAAUGUAAGGCAGGCACAGGCAGCCACCAGGACCUACUUGCUGCAAUGGCUUUCGUAUUACGUGGAUCAGCUCGUGCCCUUCAGGCGGCAGCGCACCAUAUUACACCAAUAUGAAUUGUGGCAGUCACACGCUAUUCCUCAUGGCUGGCAUCUGAAAUCAUCACAUACCAAGAAAUAAUAUACAUUAACACCUACCAAAAGAGGAAAUAGUGCCAAACUUCAAGAAUGUGAAGAUAAAAGCUGCCAUUUUGAAAGGAUCAAUGAGCAGUGUAGCAGCAGGAAAAUGGCAGAUUGUUGGAUCAGCAUGUAUCACUCGUCCACCAGUAGUGUGUCCCCCCAUGACACCCUUAGAGCAGCAGUACUCUGAGAUGAUUACUGCAAUAGAGGAAGAGAAUUCCCUGAAAAGUGACCAUGAAAUUAGAGCAGAGCAAGAUAGAAUCAAUUUGGAAAUUAUGAAGACUGGGGAGGCUGAUGAACUUGAUCUUGAGGAAGCUUCUAAACAAACUGCCAUAGAAUUUGAGGAUUCGUGUUUGGAAGAGCUCAAAUCUUUUAAAACUACUCAUCUUGAUAAAGUGAAUCCUGAAGUGAAGGAUGUGAAAAGCAUCAAUCGUGCCCUUGAAAGGUCUUUGGUUCUUGUGGUGAAGCAGAAGCUUGGUACCAGUGAGGAAUGGGUCUUUCCACAUACACCUUGGCAGCCUGGAGAGACACUUAGACAGACUUGUGAGCGAUUAGUUCAAGAGACAUGUGGAAAUGACCUGAAGGUGAAAUUUUUGGGCAAUGCCCCUUGUGGGUUUUAUAAGUACAAGUAUCCCAAAACAGUUCGCAAGGAAGGUUUCAUUGGGGCUAAGGUCUUCUUUUACAAAUGUCAAGUGAGGAACAAAGAUGGGCCCAUUACACCUGGAACAAACAUUGUUGAUCACCAGUGGCUAACACAGGAUGAAUUAGAUACCAGGUUCAAACAGUCUUAUGCCAAGUCCAUUUCAAAAUUUUUGGUUUCUGAUAGAUAGAAGACAGUUUAGUUUUUUAGCAUUUGUAACAUAUUUGCUUAAUUUAGCAAAUGCAGAAGUCUUGUAAAUAGUGCAGUCAGCCCAAAUAACUCAUAUGUUUAAGCCAAAAGUUAUUUUCAUCAACCACCUUUUUCUUAGGGAGACUGCCUUUAGUCUCAGCAGUGAAGCAAGAGUUGAAUCAGAGUGGAAGAACUGAUCUGGAAGAAUAGAAUCAAGCAUUUUGUCAAGGAACAGUUGAAGUACACCUUCAACUGUUCCUUGACAAAAUGCUUGAUUUGAAUGUGAUAUGAAAAUGUAUGUAUAGGCAGCAAAUUAUUAGUGUUAGCACCUUUGGCUUCAGAGAGUGGAAAACGGUAUCAGUGAUGAUACAAGUACCAAGUUUAAACUGUAUUUCAUGUAUUGUUUAUUUGCCUCUUUUAACUGUUUUAGUAGUGAAUCUUCUGUUUUCAUAAUACCCAAGAGCCAUCUCUUCAUAGUAACCAAUAGAAGAUGGCAAAGAAUGUUUUACACUAUCUUAAAAAAAAAAAACAUGACCCUCUACACCUCCAUUGCAUAAAAGCUGUCAUCCCU
Scylla paramamosain (green mud crab) is the source of this 1689-nucleotide messenger RNA. RefSeq names its product large ribosomal subunit protein mL46-like (gene mRpL46). The coding region runs from base 373 to 1119 and encodes 248 amino acids. Gene Ontology annotation, cellular component: mitochondrial large ribosomal subunit. NCBI's taxonomy places the organism in Eukaryota, Metazoa, Arthropoda, Malacostraca, Decapoda, Portunidae. The record is from RefSeq and is a predicted model, not a curated record. The transcript is spliced from 7 exons. Gene Ontology annotation, molecular function: structural constituent of ribosome.